This is a messenger RNA of Penicillium maclennaniae, 2166 nucleotides long. RefSeq lists its product as uncharacterized. NCBI's taxonomy places the organism in Eukaryota, Fungi, Ascomycota, Eurotiomycetes, Eurotiales, Aspergillaceae. The transcript has 3 exons. The record is from RefSeq and is a predicted model, not a curated record. Bases 1 to 2166 code for a protein of 721 amino acids.
AUGGGGAGAUCGGAGCCUCCAUUCCUUUAUGAUCGCCCGUCCACAUACAAUUUCCACGGUCCGACCGACCCGGGCUUUAACCCAAAGGCCGUCACGCAGGCAAGCCGGAUUCGCGAGCAGCCGAAGCCCAAGCCAACAGGCCCGCUCCUAAACUUCAAUCGCCAUCCAGAUUCUUGGGCUGGCAGCCUUGACAAAUCAACAUGGACUCCAAUGCACCCCAAUACCAAGAACAGAGUCAAGUACACUCGUGGUGCUCAGCUAGGGUUGCGAGUAGUCACCCUUGUGGGUGCUCUCGGUUCUCUGUUCUGUUCUAUCGUUAUUAAGAAUGCCGCGACGACCGUGAUAUGGAUCAUUCGGGCCGGGCCCAUCGUUGCAAUCAUGCACACCAUUUAUGGUAUCUGUCAUCUUUCUCGCUCUCCGGCUCCUCGUCCCCCUGCUUCGCAAGCCAGCUAUGGAGUGUUCGCAUCCACCCUCGAUCUGGGGCUGAUCCCAUUUUACGUCUUUACCGCAAUUAUUGCGCACGCUGAAUACACAGAAGAUGCCUAUCACUGGGGCACCAUGUUCAAAAGUACCGAAUUGACGGUGGACAUUUCUGAGGCUAUGUUCAUUUGCGCCCUGGCCAAUGCCGGCUUGCACCUCGUGUCGCUUUCUCUGUCAAUCUACCUCGCUGUGAUCUUCCGCAAGAUUUCGAACUUACCACCUGAUCUGAACCCACUGGAAGACAACCUGACUGCACGUCCCCAGCGAAGCCGUAAGGAAAUAAAUAUCGACGAAAAGCAUAUGAGUUCCUCCACGUUGGCCUCGACCAUGGAAGAUCCUCUUAUUGGCCCUCCCCGCUCUGUGCCGUUCAUACACACGCGCGGCCAUUCCUUUGGCGGCGAGUCUAGUCGAGGAUCGGUGGAUAUUAUGAAUGAGAAGCGCCAGUCUCAGGCGUCUUUCCAGCAACACCGUCUCUCUCACAUGGAGCCCGCAAGCCCGGAGAUGCUCUUCCACCAGCCUCAAAGUCAGCCGUUUGAUCUUACAUCCCAAAUCUCGGCGCCCGAAUACAGAAACGUGCCAAAGCAACUGCCGGAAUUUGUUGACCCAAGUACUCAUAUGCGUCAUUUGGCGUCUCGCACCGCGGACAGGUCGGACUCGGUGAGCCCCUUGUCUGACAACUGGAUCGCAUACUCAGAUCGAGCCCCGUCUCCAGUCAAUGAUGGUCAUAAUCCCACCAGUACUACCCUCCGUCAGUCGUCCUCUGUUUACAGUCGACGAACGGACGCAACAGGUGCCUCAACCGGAAGUGGUAUUAGGGACUGGUUCGCAUACGGUCAAAAACCUGCCAAUGUGGGGAGCGCGAUUCCUGAAGAUACCCGCGGCGAGUAUGCCUCCGUGGCAGUAAAUGAGUACUACGGUUAUGACGACGACAACGAUCACGAGCAGGAUCUGGGUGAUACCCGCUUCAAUAUUUUCCCCGACCCUGAAGAGCAUGAGAAUGACAUUCAAGAUGGACCAGCUCACGAACUUCCUUUCAACCCUCUCAUGCUCAACCCUCCCACUCCGCAGCCUGUUCUCACCGAGAUCCCUGAGAAUGCCGAUCCUGUGCGCCGCAAUGCGCUGGACGAUAAUCCGAAUCUGUCGCACAAUUUGAAAGCUCACGGACUUAUGCCACAAGCUACUACGAACUCUCCUCCAACCAAGAGCCGCUUCUAUGGUGACCUGGAGGGAGAUGGAAAACUGGGACGCGUCCGUUCGCGCGAACCGAGUGGACAGGACCAGAUGGCGCGCAAACCGACCAAGCUCUCCAAGAAGCGCAGCAAGAAGAUGGCCGCGUAUCAAACCUUGAAAAAGGAUGACAGCGGAGACGAGGGCCACCUCAGUUCUCCGAUCCCAGCAUCCCCAGCCUUGAACGAGGGAGAUCGCAAGGGUCGCGUGGUCAGCAAUACCGGUGCAGACACCUUCGGGCAAACCCUUGGCGGUGCUGGUGCAUCCUUAUCAUCCUAUGGGUCUUACCUCGCCGGUCUUGGAGUUCCCAAGGUCGGCACACGUCGGCGCGAUGUGUCGGGCAAAGUCGCCGAAGAAGGUCGCGGAGGAAAGAGUAUCGAGGUGGAUUCUCGUACAAGCCCCAAUCCAAGCCAAUCGCAGACUCGUGCCGCAGGAUGGACACGAUUUGCCGGUCUGUGA